Molecule: messenger RNA, 1852 nt
Organism: Panicum virgatum (switchgrass)
Lineage: Eukaryota; Viridiplantae; Streptophyta; Magnoliopsida; Poales; Poaceae
Product: ent-isokaurene C2/C3-hydroxylase-like
Exons: 2
Coding region: 222-1721 (499 amino acids)
Molecular function (GO): iron ion binding; monooxygenase activity; heme binding
Source: RefSeq, a predicted model, not a curated record
CACCAUCUCGGAUGGCCUACCAGGAAUAUGAUAGCAAUCAAAACAACCUUCGAUAAUUUUUCAUGAGAUUCAUUAAGAUUCUCACUGCUAAUACAUCAAUCUUAAAUUUUUUUUCUUAGAGAUAAUCUGCUUAUUUGCUACGGAGUAUAUGUAUAAAUGUCGUGAAGCUAGGCCUCUCAGCAUUAGCCAAUCUGAGCUCCAACAGCUGGUUUGGCCAGAUAAUGGACAUCAGGACACUGUGCCCAAUCUUCAUCUUCCUCCUCCUCAUCCUCAAACUCAUCAGGGCAAAGUCGUCGUCGGCGCUUCGCCUCCCGCCGGGGCCAUGGCAGCUGCCGCUCGUCGGCAGCCUGCACCACCUCCUCCUGUCGCGCUUCAUCAGCGGCCUGCUGCCUCACCAGGCACUGCGCGAGCUGUCCGCGGCGUACGGGCCGCUCAUGCUGCUCCGCUUCGGUUCCGUUCCGACGCUGGUGGUCUCCUCCGCCGAGGCCGCCAGGGAGGUGAUGCGGACGCACGACGUCGCCUUCUGCAGCCGCCACCUGAGCGCCACCCUCGACAUCAUCAGCUGCGGCGGCAAGGACAUCAUCUUCUCCCACUACAACGACCGCUGGCGCGAGCUCCGCAAGGUGUGCAUGCUCGAGCUCUUCAACCAGCGCCGCGUGCUCUCCUUCCGCCCCGUCCGGGAAGAGGAGGUGGCGCGCCUCCUCCGCUCCAUCUCCGGCGAGUGCGGCGGCGGCGGCCAACCCGUCAACCUCGGCGAGGCCAUCUGCCGCAUGAUAAACGACAUCGUCGUGCGCACGGCCAUCGGCGGGCGGUGCAGGUACCGAGACGAGUUCUUGCAUGAGCUCGAUGAGGCCGUGCGGCUCACCGGCGGGUUCAACCUGGCCGACCUGUACCCGUCCUCGCGGCUCGCUCGCCGGUUCAGCGCCGCCGCGAGGGACAUGGCAAGGUGCCAGAAGAACAUCUACCGGAUCAUCGAGAGCAUCAUCCAUGAGCGCGCAGUCACGCGGAUGCCGGAGCGAGAGGAAGACCUUCUGGGUCUUCUCUUGAGGCUGCAGAGGGAAGGUGGCCUGCAGUUUGAUCUCACCAACGAGAUAGUCAGCACCGUCAUUUUCGAUAUUUUUGCUGCCGGGAGUGAAACAUCAUCCACAGUACUAGUAUGGGCCAUGUCAGAGCUUGUAAAGAACCCACGAGUGUUGCAUAAGGCGCAGGCAGAGGUGAGGGAGACCUUCAGAGGACAGGAAAAGUUAACUGAAGACGACAUGGUCAAGCUAAGCUACCUCCAUUUGGUGAUCAAGGAGGCUCUACGGCUGCACGCUCCGGUGCCGUUCUUGCUCCCUCGGGAGUGCCGGCAGACAUGCCAGGUGAUGGGCUACGAUGUGCCCGAGGGAGCCAAGGUGUUUGUGAACGUUUGGGCAAUAGCAAGGGACGGCAAGUUCUGGGGCGAUGGCGAGGCGUUCAGGCCGGAGAGGUUCGAUGGUAGCAGCGUUGAUUUCAGGGGUAAUGACUUCGAGUUCACACCGUUUGGGGCAGGCAGGAGAAUCUGCCCUGGCAUCACGCACGGGCUGGCCAACAUGGAGCUGGUGCUCGCUAGCCUUCUUUACCACUUCGACUGGGAGCUGCCUGGAGACCUUGACAUGACUGAGGCCUUUGGUAUAACGUUGAGAAGGAAGUCCAAGCUCAUGCUGAAAGCCAAACCUUGCAUUGGCUUUGUACCAAAAUAAGUAGCUAGGUUCAUCUACGCUAUGAAAAAUAAUAUGACUAUAUAUCAAGCUAUGUUCUCCAUUUAUGCAUCUAGUCGAUGAAUUAUAAUUACAAUUAUGCUAGCACUUUGUAGCGCUAGACAAGAAAUAUA